CUAGCGAGCUUCGCCGGCCGAAGGAACUGUUUUCCUUCCAACGUGGUCGUCGCCUCCCCCUUUUCUUCUCGCCUCCCCUGCAGGAAAACGUGUGAAAACUCCAAGGAACUCGGGAAUCGACAGAUACCUUCCGUCCUGGACGACGUUCGAGGGAAACAUCGAGCAUAGAUCGUGCGACGACACGCGAAGAUAGAGAACGUCAUCAUGAGGAUCAAAAUGCCCGCGGUCAGGAUCGCGCAAGCGGAAACCUCGCAAGGCACCACAUCACCAGACACCGUCCAAUGCGGGGGUUGCAGGGUGUCGUACCCCCUUGGCGAGAUCGUACGGUUCAUCGAGCACAAGGUGAACCACUGUCGCAGCACUCUUCAGGGUUGCCACAGUCCACCGGCGACAGCGGCGCCGGAAGACUCAGACCCUGAGGACGCGCUCGCGUUGAAAACCGUCGAUCAGGACUCGAAGCUGAAUUCGGUGCCCAGUAUUUCGGCGCCCAUUAAUAAAAGAGGUGGAGGUAGACUCGAAAGUCCUCCGACGCCUCAGGGUUCGGGUCCGGAUACCGGAAGUCCCAUCGAGCUCAAGGCUAGCGCCAGCUCGACACCUAAGCGACGAACGGAACCUUCCGAAGAGGAUAAAGAAGAUCUUCCGAAGAAGCCCAAGACCGAGUCCGUCGAUGCUGAUACCAACACUGUCAAUUCUGAACCAAGAUGGCUACAGUGUUCGCAGUGUUCCAGAAGGUUAUCCUCGGCAUGGGAGCUGCUGCAGCACGUGCAGAGCGUCCACGGCGCGAGACUGUACACCUCCCCGUCGUCGUCGACGAACUCCUCGUCGAACACACCGGCGCCGAGUCCUCCGACGCCGACGCCGACGCACGCUCACCACCUAAGUCCUCCGAACCACUUGAAUCUGAGCAGUAAGUCAACCGGAAGUUCGUCGGCUGCCAACUCGUCCGGUGGGACGACGUCGAGCGGCAGCAGCGGGGGACGACAGCAACUCCAAUCGUCCGCUUCGUUGGUCGGUGAUCCGCUGCACAGUUUUCUAAGGCUACCUCAGCACCUGGAACGAAGUUUCCCGCCGAUGUUCAGGCCGGACUUCCUAGCCCUGAAUCCGCUGGCCGGGUACAGAGGGCUGCAGGAGCUGCAGACCGCGACCAGGAACAUCCAGAACCUGGGCGAUCCUCUUCGAGGCAUGGACGGUCUGAAUCUCGGGGAUCCGCUUGUUCGUAGCUCGUUGGAUUCCCUGAACAAUGCCCGUAACCUGGCGAACCUGGCCGAAUUGUCGCACGGCCGCGCACUCGCCAGUCAGGCGCAUCCUCCACCACUCGAGGCCAACCUGGAUUUUUACUCGGCGCGCCUAAGGAGCCUCGCUAAUCCGUCCUUAGGCGCGGCUCCUCCAAGUAGCGGGAACUCCACGACGAAUUCGAACCCACCUGCCCCGGUACCGGCCGUGCCCGUGGCGAGUACCGUCCAGCAGCAGCAGCAGUCGCAACAGCAACAACCGCCGGUCCAGAACCAUGCUCAACCCGUGCAACCACCUAGCCCAGCCUCGAACAACCCUACGAUCUUGACGCACAACAAUCACCAGAAGGAGAAUUCGCCGCCCUGCUACAACCAGAGCCCGGUCGGUCACCACAACAACAACAACUCGACGGACAGCGAGAAGACGAGUCCGCCGGUGGCGUCCACGCCUAUCAUCGCCGACUCCGCGUCGGAGACCAUCUACUCGUGCGAGGUGUGCGAUAAGAAGUUUCGCUUCCAGUCGAACCUGAUCGUGCACCGAAGGAGUCACCGGGACAAGGAGAGACAGUACCAGCAGGACAACACGCAGGACGGCCAGACGACGCCCACCAGGUGUGAGAUCUGUGAAAUGGAGGUGGCGAGUUACGCGGAGCUCAGGAAACACAUGAGGAAAGAGCAUCAGGAGAAUCUGAACGCGGCCAGUCCUCAAGGGAGCGUGGAGACCGUGCCCGACGAUGGCUCCAGCUGCGACGAGAAUAUGGACCUUGAUGAAGCGGACGAGAACGAACAGAAGGCCGACCGGGAGGACACCGAGGAGAACACCCCGGAGGAUCUCAGCACCACUCAAGGUCAAAGCGGAGAGGAGAGCGGCGGUCGCGUGGAGCAGAAGCCUGCCAGCCUGGUCGGUGACCUGAUGGAGAAGUUCGGGUUGAGCAACAUCGCUCAGUACUCUGAAGCUUACAGACAGGCGUUGCAGGAGAACCAUCGAGGAGGUUUCAUCAAGACCGAGCCACCGUCCAACUUGACCAACUCUUUGAACAACAACAAGGAGAAGGACAGCGCCCUGUCACCUACGAACUUCAACUCCUCGACCACGCCCAACAUAUUCUCCGGCCAGGGUUUUCCAAGGUCUUCGGGGCCGGACUUUGGCGGUCUGUGGCUACCGAAUCCCCAUUAUCUCGAGAACAACGAAUUCCGUAAGGCGUCGAAGGCCACCACCUCCAGUCUCGCUCUUCAGGGUCUGCCCAGCCCGCUGCUGAAGAAGGAGCGCAGCGGCAGGAACGACACGUGCGAGUACUGCGGUAAAGUGUUCAAGAACUGUUCGAACCUGACAGUGCACAGGCGGUCGCACACGGGUGAAAAACCGUACAAGUGCGAGUUGUGCUCGUACGCGUGUGCCCAGAGUUCGAAACUGACGAGGCACAUGAAGACGCACGGUCGACACGGCAAGGACACGUACAAGUGUCGUUUCUGCGAGAUGCCGUUCUCGGUGCCCAGCACAUUAGAGAAGCACAUGAGGAAGUGUGUCGUGGUAGUGCAGCAGGGCCCCAAGUUGGGCAUGCCGUACCCUGGUAGCCAGGACGAGGACUCUUCGUUGAGUACCAAGGACACUUGAUCUUGGAACGGAAGCCUACCGCCGAUCCCGCCACUGUGGCCACACAGGCCACCCUACCCAGUCUACUGAAGAGGGGAUCUUCUUCGGGAGAGAAACAGAGGCAGAGUUAAGCGAAAGGCGAAUCCUAAAUUGACCAGGAACGAUCUUAAACGUACCGUUGGAGGACGAUGCCGUCGUCCGAGGCACGCGUACUCUGGAGGAUCUCCCUGAAACGUCCACGGUCGUCCUCUCGCGACCAGGAGAGGUGGUAGGUCGGUGCAGACAGUCGACCGAGAGACCUGGAAACGGUCCCAGCAGCAGGAACACGAGCAACGACGAAACGGACCUCGAGAAAUUGGAUGAAAACCACGAGGGUCCUAUCGAUCAACGAACCGGAAGGUUCGGCCAAGAUGGAGGAAGAUGACGAGCAGGGUGCUGCUCGAAACGAAUGGUUACCACUUUGCGAGUCUCAGCACAGCUAUUUAAACUAUUAAUCCUUAUAAAUAGUUAUAAAUAAAGACGCUAUAAAUACUGAAUAUACAUAUAUGUAUACAUAAAUAAAGAGUAUAAAUAUAUAAAUAUAUAUAUAUAAAGAUAUAAAUAUGAAUAUAAAUAUAAAUAUAAAUAUAAAUACAGAAGAGAAUUAUACAGAAUAUAAAUAUAGUAUAUAAUAUAUAUACAUGCAUAUAUAUAUUAUAUAUACAGGAUAAUGAACAU
Molecule: messenger RNA, 3543 nt
Organism: Megachile rotundata (alfalfa leafcutting bee)
Lineage: Eukaryota; Metazoa; Arthropoda; Insecta; Hymenoptera; Megachilidae
Gene: Cph
Product: BCL11 transcription factor chronophage
Biological process (GO): regulation of transcription by RNA polymerase II
Cellular component (GO): nucleus
Molecular function (GO): RNA polymerase II cis-regulatory region sequence-specific DNA binding; DNA-binding transcription factor activity
Source: RefSeq, a predicted model, not a curated record